AUGUCCCCCCGCCUCGCCUAUCUUGACAUGGGAGACAACGAGAAGAAACAGGUGGUUGGACGCUAUGAAGAAUCGGACAGAAGGUUCGAAGACGUGGAUCCGGCUGGCUAUAGUAUCUUUGCAUUAGGUUCUGGGCUGCAACGCACUGCACCAAAUGGACCCCCACCUCGCCAUCUUGACAUGAAAGACAAUGAAAAGGACGAGGUCGGCAUACGGAACGAAGAAUCGGACAGAAUGUACGAAGAUGUGGAUCCGGCUGGUGAAAGUAUCUUCACAUUAGGUUCUGGGUUACAACCCGCUGCACCUAAUGAACCUAAAUAUGUCGACAUGGAAGGCAAAAAGAAGAAAAAAGUCGACAGAAGGAAUGAAAAAUCGGACAGAAAAUACGAAGAUGUGGAUCCGGCUGGUGAAAGCAUCUUUGAAGAGACGGGUGAAAUGGGUGAGGACAUGUCUGGCGGUGUCGAUGUGAUAAUAAACUCUGGAUUGAAACGUCCUGUGCCCGACCUUCCCCCUCCUCGCAACUCCGACGCUGGAGACCGCAUGGCUGAGGACAAGCGAUCGGAGGAACCUUGCUCAGAUCCGUGCAACGAACAAGUGGACAAUGCUGGACACAAUGCUGGAGAUGCUACCCCUUCUCACAAACUCGAUAUGGGAGACCACAUUGUGAUGUUUCCAGAGCAAAAGGAUGAUCCAUACUCAGAUCCAUACUACAAACCCCAGGAGACUGAUGCAAAUGAAAAGCAUGAGGAAAAACGGUUCAGUAUCAAAGAGCGUAUCAUGGGCAUGUGGAAUAAGGCAAAAUCCAGCAAGAUCUGUUGGGUCCUCCUGGGAUGUGGAGUUCUGGUGAUUGUGUCAGUCGUCACAGCUGUAGUCCUGUCAGCAUACAUCCAACCUGGAAGUAAGCAAAAAUAA
Molecule: messenger RNA, 912 nt
Organism: Branchiostoma belcheri (Belcher's lancelet)
Lineage: Eukaryota; Metazoa; Chordata; Leptocardii; Amphioxiformes; Branchiostomatidae
Exons: 4
Coding region: 1-912 (303 amino acids)
Source: RefSeq, a predicted model, not a curated record